Microstroma glucosiphilum is the source of this 492-nucleotide messenger RNA. RefSeq names its product kinase-like protein. Gene Ontology annotation, molecular function: ATP binding; protein serine/threonine kinase activity; protein tyrosine kinase activity. The record is from RefSeq and is a predicted model, not a curated record. Gene Ontology annotation, cellular component: cytoplasm. Lineage: Eukaryota; Fungi; Basidiomycota; Exobasidiomycetes; Microstromatales; Microstromataceae. The annotation marks the transcript as partial. Gene Ontology annotation, biological process: regulation of MAPK cascade; protein phosphorylation; intracellular signal transduction. The transcript has a single exon.
GAGACAGUCAUGGCCAAGGUACUCUUUGACCUUCUCGAGGCGCUGCAGUGUCUCCACUCUCUCCAGAUCAUACAUCGUGAUGUGCGAUCAGACAAUGUCCUGAUCUGUCCAGACGGGACAGCCAAGCUCUCCGACUUUACACAAGCGGUGCAGCUAGAGAGCAAGCAGAGCAAGAGGAGCAGCACAGUGGGGAUUGCCUACUGGAUGGCGCCAGAACUGGUGGCCUCGCAGCCUUACUCGACCGAGGUGGACAUCUGGUCUCUGGGCGCUACCCUUUACGAGAUGUGCGAAGGACAGCCACCCAAUGUCGAGCUCAGCCCCGAGCAGGCAGUCAGCGCUACGGCCCAGCACGGCCUGCCCGCACUCAGCGCUGGGCCCGAGACGCCUACAUGGUCAGAGGGGCUGCGUGAAUUCGUUGCUCUUGCUACGAAGAUGAACCCGAAGCAGAGGGGCACAGCUGCGGGACUCUUGAAGAGCGAGUUUGUGCAGCGG